Messenger RNA from Trematosphaeria pertusa, 1178 nucleotides. RefSeq names its product glutathione transferase. Bases 295 to 1074 code for a protein of 259 amino acids. NCBI's taxonomy places the organism in Eukaryota, Fungi, Ascomycota, Dothideomycetes, Pleosporales, Trematosphaeriaceae. The record is from RefSeq and is a predicted model, not a curated record. The transcript has 4 exons.
AACCGUCUUCUUCCGAGCACUACGUUCCCUGGCGUAAACGCCGACGCCAGCUCGGACAGUUGACAUGCCUGGGCUCGGUGUUCCUCUCUUGCCAGGUACGAUUCGGCGUUGAAUCCAUCCGUCGCGGACUUGGUCGGGCCGUGACCCUUCCUUGUGACGAGUCCGUUAAAGGCGAAGCCUCGGCCCGUUUCGUCCUUUCUUUUGCGAUUCCUAAUCUUCGCACGAACUACCUUCAUUUUCAAGUCGUUUCCGAGAGACCUGCGAGUUCCUCUCAUCAUCGUCAGCGUGAACACUAUGGCGAAUCAGCAGGGUGCAAAGAUUACUGUCCACUGGCUGAACAAAUCCCGCGGCCAGCGAAUUAUUUGGCUCCUCGAGGAGCUUGGCCUUGAAUACGAGAUCAAAGUCUACAAGCGAAAUGCAGAGUUCAGAGCGCCUGCGUCGCUGAAGGAGAUCCAUCCUCUCGGAAAGUCGCCGACCAUCACUAUUGAAGCGCCCGGGGUGGAGAAGCCGCUCGUUCUGGCAGAGAGCGGCCCCAUUAUCGAGUACCUGUCUGAGCACUUCGGCCGCCAGCUGAUUCCUCAGCGAUACCCCGAAGGCAAGGAUGGCAUGAUUGGCGCGGAGACUGAGGAGUGGCUGAGAUACCGCUACUUGAUCCAUUAUGGCGAGGGGACUCUCAUGACAAUCAUGAUAAUUGCACUUAUUGUGAACAAUAUCCGAGGGGCUCCUGUGCUCUUCUUCCUGAAGCCAAUCACCAGGGCGAUCGCCAAUAAAGUUGAUGGAUCGUUCACCAAUCCCGAGCUGGAGACCAACCUCACUUUCCUGGAGGAUUAUCUCUCGAAAUCACCGAAUGACGGACAAUUCUUCUGCGGAACAAACCUCUCGGGAGCCGACAUAAUGAUGACUUUCGCGCUCGAAGGUGCAGUGAAGCGUGCGCCAAUGAAUGAGACGAGUUAUCCGAAGCUGUAUAGCUACGUGCGGAGAAUGCAAGCGAGAGAUGCGUAUAAGCGCGCUGGGGAGAGGGUGACUGAGGCUAGUGGGGAGAAGUACAUUCCCUUCUCAGAUCUCGAUAUGUAAGGACGCAAGAAGCGCAGGGUGGGACAUGGGAAUGAACGCCUUUUGGAUGGGGCUUUCAUAGAAUCCUCUUAAAGUUGCGAUUCUUAGGAACAAACGACAGCGGA